GCCGCCCCCACUCUGAAGGUCACCUUCACUGCCGCCCCCAGCACCGGCCCGGGCUUCGCACGUGGGGUCCCGGGGAGGGUGGCCGUGGCGGGCACACGCACGCCAGAUCGCGGGGACACGUGCGCGCACACGCGAUUUUGGGGUCGAACAGCCGCCGCAGACGGAUGAACUGCGUCCGCACACCUUCUGCGCCCGAGCAUGGGGAGUCCUCCCGGCUGGGGUCACUCUGACACUUGCGGGCCAUCCUCCAUCAGGCACCCGUCGGCGUCAGGAUCCCAGUCAUUGCUUGUGCGCAGGGCUGCAGCCCUGCGAAUGAGGCAAAGCUUGACUCUUCCCGGGCUUGUUUUGUGGAAAGAGCGCUAGUUGGCAUGUGUCUUGUGAGGGGGCUGCUUAGGUUCAUUCCCUAGAGGCAUGGCUUUAAGCUCAGGUUUUCAGUUGUUGGUGUGGUCGGCUUACUUGGGGGUCUGCCUGUGUGUGUGUCGGAGGGGAGGCCAAGGCGAGUAAACUCCUUGGCAAGGUGAGGUGUUUGUGCCAGAACUUGAUCAUUAACCGCCUUAUUGCGAAAAGUGGGUCAGCCCAGAGUUGCUGGUUUUAAGGCAAAGGUCAUCAAUGUGGAGUCGAGUUCCCAGCUCUCCCCACUGGAGUCGUGUGGUGGUGGCUGUGGGAGUGGCUGCAGCUUGUCUCGGGUGGGUGGGGCCUGUUCCUCUCCAUUUUCUCCCGGACCACUUCGGCUCUUCUGUUCCCUCCUUCCUGUCUCAGACUCCGGCCCUGGUCUCUAGUCUCUGAGUUAUCAUCUCCAAUUUGGGUAUCAUCAUGUCCAAAUCUUCCUCAGAUCCCCAAAUCCCCUGUGUAAGUAGUAGGAGUGCAGAACUACUAUCUCCAGUUCUCCCCCCAGCUCUCCUCUGCAGGGGCUUGUCUUAGCUCAUCAUCCCCUCCCCAGCUACACUGACCAAGGCUGGGGUUGACUUGGGAGUGUGGAUGGGAAUAGAGUUAGGUAGGGUCUCCCACCCUGGGUAGGCUUGCUGUCUAGGCCACAGCGGGGUUACCUUGGGUGAGGGACAAAUACUGUGGUAGCCUUGAUUGCCUGGACAAAGCUAAGAUUUGGGCAGAACGAGAAAUGUUGACCACUCCUACCUGCCAGGCUUUGCCUGGCUGUGGUUAUGAGUCAGUGGGGCCAGCUAGAUAAAAGGAGUAGGGGCUGGCUGAUUUCGCUUCUAGUAAAGAGCCCUGAAGAGAUGAAGUGACUUGCCCAAGGUCACACAGCAACCUAGUUGUGGAGGGGAGCGUUUGGGUUGCCAGCGCAUGGCCAGUGUGUGAAGGCUGCCCUAACCUGUCCCAGAGCUGGGACAGGCAUGUUGACUUGGAUCCUAUGCAGAGAUUGUGGGGGCUGAAGAGGGGAGAGGAUCUGUUGGAGCAUCUCGUGAGGGCUUGAGAGAAGCCCCUUCUCAGCUGUGUGCUGAGGGGCUCCAUCUGGGUCAGGGGAGGGUACUGCUAUUUGUUUGGGGGAAACUGGGAGCAUACUAAUGGAUGUGGCUCCUUAUGUCUCUGGGAGGACUUGAAUUACUGCCAGCCGGGGUCUGUUCACAGAAAGAGGGGCCUUCAUGGAGACUCCUAUGGAGACUGACCUGGACAGCAGAGCCCAGACCCCUGAGCUCAGGACCCAGCUCUGGAACGCUCCCCAGUCCCCUUGAGGAGGUGAUCAAGGCCUUUGCAGGGACAAGGGGGGCAAGGGUUGGUUACCUUCUUGGGAAGAAAGCAGCUUUUUGGGGUUAAGAGAACCGGCAGGUUUUUCAAGUUCACAGUGGUGUGUCAAGUUCCUUCUGCCUGGGGGAGGACUCCCUGGAGCUGAGGCCAGGAGCGGGAGGGGGUUGACUGGCUGGGGAGGAGCUUGGGGGCUUAGGGGAGCUCCCCAGCAGAUCCCAGAGCUCUCUCUCCCGUAGGGUCUGAGCAGAGCAGCUUGAGGAACACUACCUCCAGACCCUGCAAACCCGCCUCUGGCCCAGGUGGGACUGGAAGGAGGCAAACAGAGGUGUCCACCCCUUUAGAGUCUCCUAUAGGCUGCCUGCUUGCCUACACCCCCUUUUUUUGAAGUCCUGGGUUUGUGGGAUAGGGCGGUGUGACUUUUGGGGCCUUACUUCCUGUUGGAGCCUCACCUGCUGAGGCCUAGGCUGGGGUGGGGCUUUUCUCCCUCCUGCCUGCUUCCUGUGGGGUCCCCGUGCCCCCAGGCCAGGGCAGGGAGUAUGCCUUAUCUCUUCAUUCUGACCUGACCAGUUAAGACUUUGAAGUAUAACCCUUCCCAUGCUGCAGAGGGCUGCCUUCCUUCUCCUUUCCCUAAAGCUCAGGUCCUCAGGAUUCCCCCUGGCAUGUGAGAGGAGGGGGUGCCAGCCCAGGGGUGUAGAGGCUUGGGGGGCAUCCUGUGGUCUGAGGUAGAGCGGGCCCUCCUGGGGCUUUACAGAACUUCAGGAGGAAGGGGCUGCUGCUUGCCUGGUGGGGGAGCUGUGGCUUGCCCCCCGGGGCUGGGGAGAUUGGACUGUGCCCAGUGAGGGUGGCACUCCAAGGCAUGGGUUUGGACAUCUGACCAACUGGGUGUUUUCUUGACCACGUAGCUGCCUGUUGCUCUGUGUACUUGGGCACCUUACUUACUAGCCUCCCAGAGCCUUGGUUUCCUUGAGGUGGGAUGGUUGAGACCUGCGUGGGCUGGGCCUAGAGCGAGUAUUGGCUCUCUGGUAACCAGAAUGGAGGUGACUGACUGUCAGCGCUGCUGGUGGUGGGGGAGCAUUGCAGGCAACCCUGUUCCACUCCCUUCUCCACGGGUUGGGUACUUGGGAAGUGGGUUUGGGAGAGGGUCUCUCUGUCCUGGGCCCGUGUGAGGCUGAGAGCCGCUUGCAGGGCUAUGGAGAGGCCAUCAGUGCCCAGGUGUCAGUCCUGCCUUGGUCCCUGGGACUGGGUGAGGGGAGAGUGCCUGGAGUGCACGCCUGGCUCCCCGCCCCCACCCUGGUUAGUAUGGAUGCCGGAGCUGUCCUGACUGGGCCCUGGCAACGAGUCAGAGCCCAGGGGAGGCCCUGGGAAGGCGCCCUGGCGAGGCUGGGCAUGCUCCUCUCCAUAGCCAAACGGCCUUCGGCCUCUUGCUGCCAGCCCUGUUUUCCCCAGGGGAGAGACUUGGUUUUCUCCUGGCAGCGCAAGGGCUGCUGGGAAGGGAAGAAGGAGCCUGCCAGCUUCUUGGUGGAGCUGGAGGCCUGGGGCACGGGUGCAGUUGUCCUAUGGGAGACUGGGGCCCACCUCCUCCCCCAACCAAAACCAGUGACUCAGGGAGGGGAUAAGUGCCAGGUCACCUGCAGGGGGCACCGUGAGCCAGAGGCCGGAGCCAGCUACUUGACUCAGGAGGCAGACAGGCACUUGGUGCUUGUGACUGGUGAACAGGGGGUGGCCACCUCAUGGCUUGGGCCCGGGUCUGCACCAGCUGUUGGCGGCAGCUGGCUGAAGCGGUCCUGCCCACCUCUGCUGGGAUUGGGCUCGAGGAGAGGACCCCUUUGCUGCACCCUGCCCCUGCCAGCGAAUCCGCUGGGCCCUCAGUCCUGAGGGGCCCAGGUUCCCCAAAUGCUGGGUUCUUCUGCCCCUCCAACGGCUUCGGCAGCAGUGACUCCCUUCCUGAGGGGCACGGGGAGGUGGGCCUGAGCACUGGUCACAGCUCCCCCUGGGGUCCUGGAGCCACUGGGGCCUUCUGGCCCACAGCCGUCCUUCUGGCCGACCUUGAGCAAGAUGCGAGGCAGGGGGAGUGUGCCCUUCCUGGGGCCGCCCCAGCAGGCCUGGCCCCAUUGAAACCCGAAGCCAGCCUGCGCGCCAGUCCUGGGCCGACCAGCUGCAUGGAGGCAAAGGUAGUGGCAGAGGCUGGAACAAGGAACACAGGCAGUGUCGGGCCUGAGCCGGAGAGCUGGCUUCCUCCCCACCAUGGCAGACCCGAGGCCCCCGAGCCAAGGAGAGGGCAGCUGUCGGCUGAACCAGAGCCACCAUCAGUCAUGCUGUUGAAUGGGGACUGCUCAGAGAGCCUGAAGAAGGAGGAGGGGGUGGCUGAGCCACCUCGGGAAAAUGGGCUGGAUGAAGCUGAGCCAGGAGAUGAGGCCACUGGGCAGGAAGUCAUUGUCAUUCAAGACACAGGCUUUUCUGUGAAGAUCCUGGCCCCUGGGAUUGAGCCCUUCUCCCUGCAGGUGUCCCCCCAGGAGAUGGUGCAGGAGAUUCACCAGGUGCUCAUGGACCGUGAAGAUACAUGCCACCGCACCUGCUUCUCGCUGCACCUGGAUGGCAACAUGCUGGACCACUUCUCAGAGCUGCGCAGCGUCGAGGGGCUGCAGGAGGGCUCCGUGCUGCGCGUGGUGGAAGAGCCAUACACUGUGCGCGAGGCCCGCAUCCAUGUGCGCCAUGUCCGAGACCUGCUCAAGAGCCUGGACCCGUCCGAUGCGUUCAAUGGUGUUGACUGCAACUCUUUGUCCUUCCUGAGCGUCUUCACCGACGGCGACCUGGGAGACAGCGGGAAGCGGAAGAAGGGCUUGGAGAUGGACCCCAUUGACUGCACGCCACCUGAGUACAUCCUUCCAGGAAGCCGGGAGCGGCCAUUGUGUCCCCUGCAGCCCCAGAACCAUGACUGGAAGCCCCUGCAGUGCCUGAAGGUGCUUACCAUGAGCGGCUGGAACCCACCGCCCGGGAACCGAAAGAUGCACGGGGACCUCAUGUACCUAUUUGUGAUCACGGCCGAGGACCGGCAAGUCAGCAUCACUGCCUCCACGCGGGGCUUCUACCUGAACCAGUCCACGGCAUAUCACUUCAACCCCAAGCCUGCGAGCCCCCGUUUCCUCAGCCAUUCCCUGGUGGAGCUCCUCAACCAGAUCAGCCCGACCUUCAAAAAAAACUUCGCUGUGCUGCAGAAGAAAAGGGUCCAGCGCCACCCGUUCGAGAGGAUCGCCACCCCAUUCCAGGUGUACAGCUGGACGGCCCCUCAGGCGGAGCAUGCCAUGGACUGUGUGCGUGCAGAGGACGCCUACACCUCGCGGCUGGGCUACGAGGAGCACAUUCCUGGCCAGACCCGGGACUGGAAUGAGGAGCUGCAGACAACGAGGGAGCUGCCGCGCAAGAAUCUGCCCGAGCGGCUGCUGCGAGAAAGAGCCAUUUUCAAGGUGCACAGUGACUUCGCGGCAGCAGCGACGCGGGGCGCCGUGGCAGUUGUCGACGGCAACGUGAUGGCCAUCAACCCCAGCGAGGAGACCAGGAUGCAGAUGUUCAUAUGGAACAACAUUUUCUUCAGCCUGGGCUUCGACGUCCGGGACCACUAUAAGGACUUCGGCGGGGAUGUGGCGGCCUACGUGGCCCCCGCCAACGACCUGAACGGCGUGCGCACCUACAACGCGGUGGAUGUCGAGGGGCUGUACACACUGGGCACGGUAGUGGUGGAUUACCGUGGCUACCGCGUCACGGCCCAGUCCAUCAUCCCCGGCAUCCUGGAGCGGGACCAGGAGCAGAGCGUCAUCUACGGCUCCAUCGACUUUGGCAAGACGGUGGUGUCACACCCGCGGUACCUGGAGCUGCUGGAGCGCACCAGCCGGCCCCUCAAGAUCCUGCGGCACCGGGUGCUCAACGACCGCGAGGAGGAGGUGGAGCUCUGCUCCUCCGUCGAGUGCAAGGGCAUCAUCGGUAACGAUGGGCGCCACUACAUCCUGGACCUGCUGCGCACCUUCCCGCCCGACCUCAACUUCCUGCCUGUGGCCGGCGAGGUGCUGCCUGAGGAGUGCGUGCGCGCUGGCUUCCCCCGUGCCCACCGCCACAAGCUCUGCUGCCUACGCCAGGAGCUGGUCGACGCCUUCGUGGAACACAGGUACCUCCUCUUCAUGAAGCUGGCGGCCCUGCAGCUGAUGCAGCAGAAAGCCAGCAAGAUGGAGACCCCCACCUCCCUGGAAAAUGGUAGCCUCCCGUCAUUGGAGCCCAAGCCUGAAGUCUCCCCAGGACCUGAGGUGGGCAGUGAGGAGGAAAGUGGCAGUGCUAGUGGCCUGGCCAAGGUGAAGGAGCUGGCGGAGACCAUUGCCUCAGACGACGGUGCAGCAGAUCCUCGGAGCAGGGAGGUCAUCCGCAAUGCCUGCAAGGCCGUGGGCUCCAUCAGCAGCACAGCCUUUGACAUUCGAUUCAACCCCGACAUCUUCUCGCCAGGGGUCCGCUUCCCCGAGUCCUGCCAGGAGGAAGUUCGGGACCAGAAGCAGCUGUUGAAGGAUGCAGCUGCCUUCCUGCUCUCCUGCCAGAUCCCGGGCUUGGUGAAGGACUGCACAGACCACGCGGUGCUGCCCAUGGACGGGGCCACGCUGGCGGAGGUGAUGCGCCAGCGGGGCAUCAACAUGCGCUACCUGGGCAAGGUGCUGGACCUGGUGCUCCGGAGCCCUGCCCGCGACCAACUGGACCACAUCUAUAAAAUUGGCAUUGGAGAACUUAUCACCCGCUCUGCCAAGCACAUCUUCAAGACAUACUUACAGGGGGUCGAGCUCUCAGGCCUCUCGGCUGCCAUCAGCCACUUCCUGAACUGCUUCCUGAGCUCCUACCCCAACCCUGUGGCCCACCUGCCUGCCGACGAGCUGGUCUCCAAGAAGAGGAACAAGAGGAGGAAAAACCGGCCCCCAGGGGCUGCGGAUCACACAGCCUGGGCUGUCAUGACCCCCCAGGAGCUCUGGAAGAACAUCUGCCAGGAGGCCAAGAACUACUUUGACUUCAACCUUGAGUGUGAGACCGUGGACCAGGCUGUGGAGACCUAUGGUCUGCAGAAGAUCACGCUGCUGCGGGAGAUCUCCCUGAAAACUGGGGUCCAGAUCCUGCUGAAGGAAUACAGCUUCGACAGCCGCCACAAGCCAGCGUUCACUGAGGAGGACGUGCUCAACAUCUUCCCUGUGGUCAAGCACGUCAGCCCCAAGGCCUCGGACGCCUUCCACUUCUUCCAGAGCGGGCAGGCCAAAGUACAGCAGGGCUUCCUGAAGGAGGGCUGCGAGCUCAUCAACGAGGCCCUGAACCUGUUCAACAACGUGUAUGGGGCCAUGCACGUGGAGAUCUGCGCCUGCCUGCGCCUGCUUGCCCGGCUCCAUUACAUCAUGGGCGACUACGCCGAGGCCCUGAGCAACCAACAGAAGGCUGUCCUCAUGAGCGAGCGCGUAAUGGGCAUUGAGCACCCCAACACCAUCCAGGAAUACAUGCACCUGGCCCUGUAUUGCUUCGCCAGCAGCCAGCUGUCCACAGCCCUGAGCCUGCUGUACCGUGCCCGCUACCUCAUGCUGCUUGUGUUUGGGGAAGACCACCCCGAGAUGGCAUUGCUGGACAACAACAUCGGGCUGGUGCUGCAUGGAGUGAUGGAGUACGACCUGUCGUUGCGCUUCCUGGAGAACGCGCUGGCUGUCAGCACCAAGUACCAUGGGCCCAAGUCCCUCAAGGUGGCCCUCAGCCACCACCUUGUUGCCCGAGUCUAUGAGAGCAAAGCUGAGUUCCGGUCAGCCCUGCAGCACGAGAAGGAAGGCUAUACCAUCUACAAGACCCAGCUGGGCGAGGACCAUGAGAAAACCAAGGAGAGCUCUGAGUACCUCAAGUGCCUGACCCAGCAGGCCGUGGCCCUGCAGCGCACCAUGAACGAGAUCUACCGCAACGGCUCCAGCGCCAACAUCCCACCCCUCAAGUUCACAGCCCCCAGCAUGGCCAGUGUCUUGGAACAGCUCAACGUCAUCAACGGCAUCCUCUUCAUUCCUCUCAGCCAAAAAGACCUGGAGAACCUGAAGGCCGAGGUGGCGCGGCGGCACCAACUCCAGGAGGCCAGCAGAAACAGGGAUAAGGCCGAGGAGCCCAUGGCCACUGAGCCUGAGCCUGUGGGGCCCCCAGAGGAGGCCAGCUCUCAGCCCCGGGUGGCCAAGGAUCCUUCUCCAAGCUUGCAGGGGUAGAAGGGGAGAGACAGACGGACAGUCAGUCAGCUGCCCCAUUGCCCAGACUCCAGGAGAAGGGGGCAUGCCCUGCAGACUGGGAGAGGAAAGAGCCCCCUCUUCCUUCACAUUUCCAACCCCACCCUACCCCCAGCAUCCUCCUGGGACCCCGGCCCGGCCCGCCUGCCCCCAACGAUGUUUUUGCACUGGUUCAAAGAAUUACGAAGGCGAGGCCCAUUGCAGACACGUGAUGGAGUGUGUGAGCGUCAGCUCCCCGCACAGGCAGGUGCCCGCCGGUCCCCUGCCUUCCAGCAGACGUGUGCGAGGGUGGCCCUGCCCGCAAGUGCCCCGACGCGUCCUCCCUCGCCUGUACAUAGCCCCGAGUCAGCCCUGAGUGGGUGAAUGCAGAUGCGAUUUCUCAGGUCGUUUGUAUGUUUGACAUUAUGGCUGCUGCUUUUGCUGCCACUACCCCCCCAGGCCCAACCUGGCUUGAAGUCCAGGUUUUAAGCCAGAAAAAUGGGGGGCUUUCCUGUGUCUUGAGGGUGGGGAGACAGAGCUCUGUGGCAGAGACAGAGGGUUGGGUGCACUUUAGCUUUUUGGCAAGAUCGGAGCUGCAGCGGUUUUGCUAACCAUGAUAGGGGCCGACCUGGCUGUGGCUUAGGGACUGGGGGGCAGCAGUAGGGUGCCCUGAUGUUUCUGUGCCCAGCCCGACCUCUCAGCUGUGGGCCCCAGCAGGCUCUGACCUGCCUUCCCCCUCCUUGCCCCCCAGAUGGGGAUAACCUUGGGGGCUACGGUCUGAAUGUAUCCUCCCCAUUUUAACCUGAGCUGCCUAACGCACAGUGGGGGUGGGGCUGGGUGAAGGGGGGCAGGACUGAAUCAUGGAUCCUGGAGGAAGUUGCCAGGUAGAGUGGCUGUCACCUGUUCGUGGAGCCUAGCUCCCUACCUGGUUCUCCCACACCGCACCUUCUGCAGAAGAGUGGGGGUAGCAGGGGAGGGCUAGGUGAGGGUGAGGGUGGUCCCGUACCCGCUGCUUCGCUCCUCGCCUGCCUGUGCUGCUACUCUGCCUGCUGUCAGAGCCCUGACCUCGGUCAGGGAGGAGGUUGUGACACUUGUGAGCUUGAGGGAGCGGUUCUGGGCUGGGGGCUCUGCCUGGGGGCUUUGCCAAGAGCUGCUUAUGGGUAUGGUCUGUCCAGGCACCUUGUUUCAAAGGGAGUGGGCAUGAGCUAGCAAGCAAAGCGACCCCACAGCUGAUCAAGAACUUUUUCUUGUUUUUAAACCAUCACGUCUUCAUUUCACAUUGGAAUAAAGUGAGUUUUUGAAACCUGCUGUGCCAGCCUCUCCUGUGUGAAGUUGUGUUACCAAUGAGAGUUUAAGGCAGAUGAAUGUGUAUACAUUAGGUCACAUUCAAGGUUAUCUUGUAAUGUUUAAGGAGGGAAGGGGGUGGAGUCUCAGGCUCGGUUUGUCCAUCUGUCAUAGUCAUUAGACCCAAGGCAGUGUCACACACGAAUGUCAUCUGUCCCUGGUCACAGGAGAGAAGAGGCUGAGGAUUGCUCCUCCACAGAGCUUUGGGGUGCAGGCUGGGGUGUCAGCAAUCGGGGAGGGCUGCCCCUUCCCAGGGUGGGGGCUGAGGUGUUAAGGCUCCUGUCCUCUCUGGGCACCUAACUGGGUGGGGCUCUUGCCAGUAGUAUCUCUUACCAUGAGCCAGGAUUGGGCAGCAUCCCCAGGAACUGCGAACAGAGGGUGUCUGGAAUUUACCAUCCCAGGGUAGGUUUUAGACUGCUGGCUUUUGGAGAUGCAGUGAGAUGGGAGGUUGGAUGGAAAAGGGCAAGGGGAGCCCACUUGGGUUUGAGGGGUAGGGCUAGUGAAGGCAGAGUGUGGAGCGAGGAGUGAGCCUGUCUCUAAGCUGGGUGGCCACCUGAGCAGGCCAGCCUGCAGCCUGGGGUGUAUGAAUGCCUGCUUGAGUACUUGGAGAGCCCUUUGUGUCUCUGAAAUUCUGAAGGAAAAUAAAUGCCAACCCUAAUGUCUGUUUUCCCCGGGCCAGUUGGAGAAAAGUGCCUGACCUUCAUGUGGUCUUUGAAACCUAUCAGUACCUUGACUAUUACGCCAUGUGCAUCCCCCUUCUGGUCCCCCUCCAGCAGUUUCCGUGGUCGUGUGGUAACACACCUUUGUGCUGUGCCCACGGGGUUACAUGUCUCAACUGCACCCCUAGAAAUGAGGCAUCGUUUAGGUGAGAAUGGAUCGGAUUUCAUUACCAUUUGCUGUACUACUUACUAGUCACCUGGGCGGCCCACUUUCCAUGGUCAACCUCCUGAACAUAUUAGUGCUGUCAGGUAUCCUAACAAUCCAAAUGACAAGGGGUAGUUUAGAGGAGGUGGAGGCUCUGGGCGUGGAAUUCACCCUUUCUCCUUCCCUUCCGACUGACAGAUUUCAAGAAUUUUUAAGUGGCAUCCAGGAAUGUUUAGUGUGAGAACUGAUACGUGUUACAUUAUGUAUGGUCUCCAUUUGGAUGGGCAGCUACAGGAGAUGGAAAAUGGACUCACUAAGCUUCAUGAGCCACACCCACUGCCUCCAUAUCCCAAUCCCUCACCUGGCUUUUACUUUCUACUAAUUUUCUUCUUUUGGCUUUUUCUUAACACACAUAUUACUUUGAUAAUUUUAAAUAAUGCUUUAAAAAGAACUAUUACAACCAAAUUAAACUUUCAGUGUGUGUCACCUGUCUCCACACCCUCCAAAACUAUCGUUGUUAAACACGAGUAUCGAGAGAACUGUUAAACUGUGGGAAUUCCUGGAUGUCCUAUAAGGGCAUUACUGGCCCCACCCUCCAGGUAGGGAGCUGGGCUCCUGAAUUAGGUAUCCCGAUGUGGCCUGAAUAUUCUCUCACCCCUAUCUUCAGGAUCUGAACAUACCAAAUCAGACAAGGCAAGCAUAACCAGGACAGCUGCAGUGGGCAGGUAACCACCCUCAAACGGAAAGUGAAAUAAAUACCCCAUUUAAGCAGGUUGUGCAGUGGUUAAGAGCUCGGCUGCUAACCAAAAAGUUGGCAGUUCGAAUCCACAAGCCGCUCCUUGAGAACCCUCUGGGGCAGUUCUACUCAGUCCUGUAGGGUUGCUAUGAGUUGGAAUUGACAGGAACAGGUUUAGUUUUACUUGGUUUUUUAAAGCAGGCAAAGCCCUGGUGGCGCAGUGGUUAAGCAUUUGGCUGUUAACGGAAAGGUUGGCAGUUUGAAUUCACCUGGAAACUUGAAUUCUGGGAAACUGUGGAGCAGUUCUACUCUGUCCUGUAGGGUCACUACGAGUCAGAAUUGACUGGAUGGCAACCGGCUUGGUUUGGUUGGUUUAAGCAGGUCAAUCAUUAAUGAGAAAAAAUCAGACUUGAGCUGCAGACCAUUCAGGAUAUUAUCGUGAGAAUAAAGUCAUUUCACAUGGAAUAAUUGAGGAGCUUUCCUAAGGCGGGCAAGUGUGGGCAAGAUACCCUUGGUUUAUCCAUUCCUAGGCCAUACUGCAAUGGGGCGGGCGGUGGGCUCAAGUGUGGUGACGGCUGGGCAGAGAUGGGAUGACGUGUUUCCUGCAUUAAAAGUUUUAAUUAAUUUACCUUUUUAAAAAAGAUGUCUGAAUCCCGCCCCCCUUGCUAACAAUAUGUUUUAUAUAGGCAGAAUCAGGUAAGGGAAAGAGUAAGUAUAUUUGGGUUCAAAUCCCAGCUCCCCCCUUACACAGCUGUGAUACCCUUGGCACGUGAACUCACCUCCCGUAAGUAAGCCUGUUUUCUUAUUCACAAAAUGCAGUUAUAGCCACCAAAAAAACCACAAACCUGUUGCCAUUGAGUCGUUUCUGACUCAUAGUGACCCUACAGGACAGAGUAAAACUGUCCCAUAGAGUUUCCAAGGUGCAGCUGGUGGAUUUGAACUGAUGACCUUUUGGCUAGCAGCCAAGCUCUUAACCACUGCGCUACCACCACCAAGGGAUAUAUGUGAGAAUAAAGGUGUGUGUAGUGUAUUAAGUGUUGGCACCUAGCAAGCAUUCACACGUCAGGUGUUUUCCCUCUCCUAGUCCCUCCGCUCCCGCUUUCACUGAGAGGGACAGGAGACCAAGUAGGAAUGAUGAGAGCAUUCAUAAGGAACAAACUGCAUGUGUCUAAGUGAGGAGAGAUCUGAAUUCAAACCCAGCGGCGGGGUCCAGGGACCAGUGACAUCUGUUCAAGUUUCUUCAUUGGUGGCAAGUUGGAUCAUUUAGAUCAGUGGUUCUCAAACUUGAGCCUCAAGUCACUGACAUCUUCUGCAAGUAGAUCUCUGAGCUCAGAUUGCUUCUGACUCAGGACUCCCGUGGGGCCCAAAAAUCUACAUCUCUAAGGAGUUCCCAGAUGAUGCUGCUUGCGUAGAGGAUUCUAACCUGUCAAAGGUGAAAAACUGCCAGUCUGCACUCAUGUGUUUACCAAAUACUAAGCCAGUAACCUGAGGCCAGGGACAGACACAACCAUACAUCUUGGAAGGAGACUCGAUGCAUGUGACAAUAAAUAGCACAUUAGGGUAGCAUGACAAUAAAGCUAGAACUCUGCUCGCAGGGAAAGUGGUUGGGCCCAUCACCUGGAGCUCAGCCUAGGUGGAAAGAGGAGACCCUUAUAAGGAAAUAGAAAGGUGGUCUGAUGGCAAGAAACUAAAACUUCUGGCAAUUUACCUAUUGCGCUGGGCUCAGCUUUCCACUUUGGGGGAGCACCUACACCCAGUAGGAGGGAGGGAAACACCUGGGCUGUAGGAAGAGCCACCACAUCACUCAGUGCCUGCUCAGGAAGGUGGAGAAUAAAGGUGUGUAUAGUACAGUAAGAGGGCUGAAGACUUCACGGGUGCACUGAGAUGGGCAGCAGGUGGACCCUGGGCCCUGGAUAGCGGAUAAGACGUGGGACAGCCAAUAUGGGUAAAGCAAAAUCUUUUCUUUGGUACAUUUUGGUCAAAAUGGAAAAUAAGGCUUUUCACAAAGCCAAGAUCACUCAUUAUACAACAAAGGGGGUAGGGAUCCUCAUCUCUGGGCCCGGACCACCAGAGGCGGCUAUACUGGGCCACGCCUCGUUUCAGCUCUUUGGCCUCAGCUGUAGAGUCAAACGGCAGCUGAGGGGAGAGACUCUGCAACAGUCUUUUAAGUGCCCUGCCCAACCUGCUCUGUGCCAGCCCACUACUGUACGGGCCCCUAGUGCAGCCCUUCUUCCUCAGCCCAAACGGGGAAAGAGGAGACAGCAAGGGCAUUACUGGCACCCCCUGAACAACUUCCUUCCACUGAGGCCCUGCUGCCCACGGCCACUUUGCAUCUUGAGGCCCUCCUUACUCUUUCCACAAGUGGUGUGAGCACAGUUCCAUAUCCUAAUCAGACCUCAACUUAAAACAGUCUUAAAUCUGUGCACAGACACCAAAAAAACAAACAAAACACAAAUCUAGUUUUAUAGGCAUUUAAUAGUUUACCAAUUGGUACAAUAAGAUUUUUUUAAUAUGCAGAAAACAUGAAUAAAUUUUGUUUUACACAGUCUGAGAGCAACAAAUCUUACUGUAAAACACAAGAGCAAUAGUAUAUACAUUCCUUGACUGAUUUUUUAAAAUUGUGUCAAUAUCUUCGGUUAACUCUUACGAUCUGGGGAGCUGUUUUCUCCAAUUACCACCUCUCCAACGUUCAUAUGAAAUCGAUGCUUGCCUUCAUGUCAGUAUCAGAAUCGACUUCUAACUUGAAGAUUUUGUGUUUGUUUCUAGCAUCUUCAGAGUGAGCUUUAGGGAUGCCUGAAGGAUAGGCAGGACAAGAAAGCAGCUACUUACAUGAUAUAGUGGAACGAUAAAAAGGCCAGUUCAGUCCAGUCGUGACUUGUACAUCCAUCUUGCCCUCCCCCACCCUACUGGGAAAAAAAAAAAACCAAAACUUUUUCCACCAAUUUUGUACAUAUCGCUUCUCUA
Messenger RNA from Loxodonta africana (African savanna elephant), 13854 nucleotides. RefSeq names its product clustered mitochondria homolog (gene CLUH). The coding region runs from base 3435 to 7949 and encodes 1504 amino acids. Lineage: Eukaryota; Metazoa; Chordata; Mammalia; Proboscidea; Elephantidae. Gene Ontology annotation, molecular function: mRNA binding; protein binding. The record is from RefSeq and is a predicted model, not a curated record. The transcript is spliced from 26 exons. Gene Ontology annotation, cellular component: cytoplasm. Gene Ontology annotation, biological process: intracellular distribution of mitochondria.